GCUCGCCCCGCCCCGCCCCGCCCCCUCCCCUCCUCCCGCCCCGGCGAUGGACAUCCGCCGCCCGCCGCCGCGCUCCUCCUCGGGCGGGGUGGAGCCGCGGUUCCGCCAGGUGGGCUUCGUCACCUCCGCCGAGCCCGGCCCCGCCGCCGCGUCGCCGCCGGCGUCCGACGGGCUCUCCCCCGUCAUGAUCCCGCCCCCGCUCAUCCACGACCACCUCCCCGCCCCGGCGCCCGAGCUCGAGUCCCUCAUGCCGUCCUCCCCGCCCCCGGCCUCCUCGUCACGCCUCGACGCCGGCUCGGACCUUGGCGACGACGAUGACGACGUCGACGUGUCCUGGGCUCGCCCGCGCCCGCCCCCGCCCGCGCUUCCAGAACCAAACAAGAGAGAUCUUACUGAAACAAAAAGUGAAGGCCAUCCUACUUCAGUUCCACAGAAACCAAAGCUUUCUAAAGCAGAGAGACGUGCUAUUCAGGAGGCUCAGCGUGCUGCCAAAGCUGCUGCAAAGGAGGCAGGUUCAAAAUCAACAGCCAAGGCGUCAGAUGUUAACACCAAAAUAUCAAAGCAACCGAAGGCAGGAAAGGCAGCUCUAAAGAAAGAUGUGACCCAAGUUAACCCUCCGGCUGCUUCUGAUAAAAAGACCGACGAACGCCUGCCUGACAAAGAUAGAAAAAAAGAUGUCCCUCAACCCCGUAUGCAAUUUGAUGAUGUACACCGGGUGGUGAAAGCAAAGAAGCGUUCCGUUGUCAACCAAUCAGAAGCUCGAAACAGAGUCGAACUGUUCAGGCAUCUGCCUCAAUAUGCACAUGGCACUCAGCUUCCUGAACUUGAGUCCAAGUUUUUUCAACCUGAUCUAAUGCAUCCUUCUGUGUAUAAGGUUGGACUUCAAUAUUUGUCUGACGAUAUAUCUGGUGGCAAUGCUCGUUGCAUAGCAAUGCUUCUUGCAUUCAGAGAGGCAAUAAAUGAUUACUCCACACCUGCAGAAAAAAUUCUCAGUAGAGAUCUUACUGCUAAAAUCAGUAGCUAUGUGUCAUUUCUCAUUGAGUGCAGGCCCCUCUCAAUCAGCAUGGGCAAUGCUAUUAGAUUUUUGAAGAACAGGAUUACCAAGCUACCACUUGCAUUGUCAGAGUCAGAAGCUAAAGCUAGUCUUCAAUCUGACAUUGAUCGUUUUAUAAAUGAGAAGAUAAUAGUUGCAGGCAAGGUCAUUGUUAGUCAUGCUGUCACAAAAAUCAGAGAUGAUGAUGUGCUAUUGACAUAUGGGUCACCCUCUGUUGUUGAAAUGAUUUUUGACCAUGCUCAUGAACUUGGAAAGAAAUUUCGUGUUGUGGUGGUAGAUUCUCGUCCAAACCUUGAGGGACAAGGAUUAUUGCGCCGAUUAGUUGCAAAGGGUAUCAGCUGCACAUACACACACAUAAAUGCUGUAUCAUACAUCAUGCAUGAGGUUACAAGAGUGUUUUUGGGCGCCUCUUCAGUAUUAUCAAAUGGUACUGUCUACUCCAGAGUCGGGACAUCUUCUGUUGCUAUGGUUGCACAUGCUUUUGGAGUUCCUGUUCUAAUGUGCUGUGAGGCAUACAAGUUCCACGAGAGGGUUCAACUGGAUUCUAUAUGCUUCAAUGAACUUGGUGACCCAGAUGCUAUUUCAAGAGUUCCUGGGGGUGAAAGUUUAAGUCAUCUCAAAAACUGGGCUGAGAACGAAAAUCUUCAUAUUCUGAAUCUUAAGUAUGACAUCACCCCUGCCGAUUAUGUUUCAAUGCUCAUAACAGAUUAUGGAAUGCUCCCACCUACUAGUGUACCAGUCAUUGUAAGAGAGUACCGCAGGGAGCAUGUAUGGAUAUAGAAGCCACUGUUUUCUUUUCUUCUUUAAUUUGAGGUAUGAUAAUUUUAGCAGGGUUUUGCUGCCUUAGUGGAAUGGUAGGGGGUUGAUGUGAGCAAAUGUUUAUAUUUCAUUAUAUUGCAACCAUCAAAUGGUUUGUUCUCCCCUGUAAUUGCUUUAUGUGUUGAGUUGAAACAAUAUAAAAUUUUGCACCUGCCAUUGGUACUGCAAGGAUAAACUAUUACUCUGUCCAGCACAAUCGAAGUUUGAUACCAUUCUAGUUA
Molecule: messenger RNA, 2094 nt
Organism: Panicum hallii
Lineage: Eukaryota; Viridiplantae; Streptophyta; Magnoliopsida; Poales; Poaceae
Product: probable translation initiation factor eIF-2B subunit delta
Exons: 7
Coding region: 47-1834 (595 amino acids)
Source: RefSeq, a predicted model, not a curated record